Molecule: messenger RNA, 2530 nt
Organism: Suillus paluster
Lineage: Eukaryota; Fungi; Basidiomycota; Agaricomycetes; Boletales; Suillaceae
Exons: 5
Coding region: 83-2224 (713 amino acids)
Biological process (GO): regulation of DNA-templated transcription
Molecular function (GO): DNA-binding transcription factor activity, RNA polymerase II-specific; zinc ion binding
Source: RefSeq, a predicted model, not a curated record
CAUCGGAUUGUAGCCACUCAUCCACGACUAUUUCCUCUUAACUUCUUAUACUUCCAUCUCUAUAUCCUACUCUACUAUUGAAAUGGGCGGUGACCAUCAAUGUCCAGUUUGCCAGGCAACUUUUACUCGUCCACAGCAUGUAGCUCGUCAUAUGCGAUCACACACUGGUGAUCGCCCCUACAAGUGUCAGUAUUGUGGAGACCAAUUCGCAAGGAGCGAUCUUUUAUCGCGACACGUCAACAAGUGUCAUGCAAACGAAAAACCCCCACCGAGCGCCACCAAUGGUCGUCGCAAAGGUUCUGCAUCUGCCUCUCGAGCAACUACUUCGAAGCAAGCAUGUGACCAAUGCGUCCAAUCAAGUUUACCUUGCGACGGCAGUAACCCUUGUUCAAAAUGCGUACAACGCAAGAGUCGGUGCACGUACGUCAAGUUCCACCGCCAAACAGCACCUAGUGGUCCUGGACAUCAUAAUCCUCGCCCUACUUCCGCUUCCUCUUCUCUUGGGAAUGCACGACUACCAUUGGACGACUUUAUCCUUGGUCCUCCCCCCAUGAGCGUACCCAGUAUGGAUACUUCUUCUGGUGAUCCACUUUACACCACCCCGUUUUCCUUCAAUCAUGUGUAUGCUUCGUCAGCAAACCCUGUACAUCUUCCCAUGCCACUCUCUUCAGACGCCGAUAUAGCUGGAAGAAAUCGGGCCCAAGUUGAGCUUUUGCGUCAAACCGGAGCUUCCAUUCUUGCAAAUCCGCAAGGACCACCGGGUCUUGUGCCUGAGCUUUAUUCGGACCCUAAUCAUUCAUCUACCCAUUGGCUUGGAUGGGGCGAAAAUCCGGGGUUGACUGCUCCGCAAACUAGUCCUCCCCAGUUCGCGUCUUUGGACGAAGCUUUCUCACAUAAUCAAUAUGGUGCGGAUGGUUUAGAUAAUUUCAGCUCAGAAAUGUUCACUGGGUCCUUCAUUGGAUCAGCAUAUCGGCCUCGCCGGGGCUCUAUUGAUUAUAGCGACGGUAGUAGCGCUUCACAAUCUAUCCCUUCCAGCGCUACUUCGUCCAAUGCCCAUCUUCCUCUCUCGGCAGGGGAUAUGUACCAAGGUGCAUCAGAGGACUUUCAGCAGCGAAUGCUGCUUGACCCUCAACGCCGACGGGACUCUAUGUCCUCUUCCUCUGCUCCUGAAUUUCAUGGCCAGCAGACAGAUCAACAUUCUCGUGUCGGUGAAGGCGGGUUCUCCUCCGCAUUUGGACUCAUGUCUAUUGACGAUCCAAAUGUCCUUGCUGGGCUCUCAACAGAUGGUGUACCUUUCUUCUCAAAUGCUGCAAUGAAUAUGCAACCUCACUCCCCAAAUGCUACUCCAAUGCCGCCAAAGGCGCAGUCACAGCAGCAGAACAGAGACCGCGGCAUGUCCCUCUCUGCGUUGGCUACACCUGGUUUAGGUCGUGACAGUGACCUUUUGUGGAGGACGUUCAUGCGCACGCCUAUGAGUGGACCUCACCCUGGUGGCUCAGAAGCGCCAGCGAGCACCAUACCGCAAUCUCCCUGUCCACGCCGAAGACCCCGUGUUUCCUCUCUUCCAAGUUCCAAAACCCCCACCGUAGAGCGAGCCCUUCCUGGUAUGGCUAACGGCCACGCAGAGGCAUCAAACGGAAUGCGCAUGACGCCCCAUGGCACUCUUGACGACCUUCGGAGUUACGAAGCUGCUGUCAAUGCUCGCAAUGCAUCGCUCAAUCUUAACCUCCCCAAACGGCGAGAUACCACACAUUCGCAAUUGAAUGCGAAUUUUGACUUCAAUGUCAGCCGUCCGUCGAGUUCUUCGUCGACGUCGUCGCUUUCACAGGCGUUCGUGCCACCUCAUCCGCCACUCAUGAAGGGAGCAGCACCGCCUAUGAAUGGGGUGUCCAUUUCACUUCCCGUACCGCGCGUGAGCAGCAUGGGAAGUUCGAGCACUCAGAGUGGGUCGAGAGAGUCGUCUGUCACUUCUGACUGCACGGGAAGCUCAGAGGGCGAAGUAUUCCGACCUUCAUUCAAGCGUCUCCCUUCGCAGACAUUGGGUCCGGCCAAUGCCAAACGUGCCCAAUUAGAGAAGGACGCGGUUUCUGAGAAGAGAUCUAUGAUAGUGAACGGCGAUCGUGCUCAGCUGGGCGUUCCAAAUGCCGGCUCGCGUCACAUCGCUACGCUUCCCGACCGUGCUCGUCAAUCAAGCGACAACCGUUCAUCUCGCGGACGACAGUGAUUCAUUCAUCCUUCUUUCUUCUUCUCCCUGUCAUUUUCCUUCUGUUCUUUUCCGUGAAUACCGUACACCUUCCAUCAAUACCUGUCGUUGGACCUAGUGAUUUCUUUUGCGGGUGCCGUUACUUUUCCUUUGGUUUUUUUGUUCUUUGAUUUGAUACCUUAUUCAUGUACGGCGUACGGCACUUAUACACGAACCGCAAGUAUUACAGCACACGCAGCUACCACCAACAUACAGCGUGUUACAAAAUAAAGCUUUUCGACUCCUCGGGCCAUUGAAAUUCAAUUGGGUAUUAUGUUAUGUUGCCAG